GCCAAUGAUGCCUGCAUGCAUAAUGCUGUCACCUUGGCACUGGUGCCACCUUGCAAUAAAACAGACACUGAGGCACCGGGCACAGUGGGCUCAGUUGGAAGAUGUAUUCUGCCACUAAAGCACAUUUGCUUCAGAGAACAGGUAUUUAGAGAGGUGUCGGAGAGUAGAGGAGUGAAGAGUAGUCUGACCAAGCUCAUUAAACCCACUAGGUGUUCUUUAACAUAAAUCUGAUGUCAGCACUUAGUGUGAUGUCUUUGUGCAAAGGCAGAGUGGAUGGAUGCCACAGUGCUUAAACUGCAUAACCCCCUCGGCUCGCUCUUAGACACACAACUGCUCAUAUAAUCGUCUCCCUGGUUGUAGGGCACACUGCAACAAGACACCACGCUAUUUCAGUUCAGGCUUUGAACUCACACUGAAGCUCAGUGUACCUCAUUAUAAUGAGUAUAUGGAAUUUUAGGUCAAGGCAGAUGAAGUGAUACACAUAAAAAGAGAAAAAAAAUAUAAUUAUCCAGAGUGUUAAGAAAUUAAAUGUGGCCUGAAGGCCUGCUGUAGCACAGAAAAAAACACACAUUUGUGCUUUUUUUUAAUUUGACUCUUUGCACCUGAAAUAUUUUAAUAUUGAGGACACAUCUCAAUUAUGCAGUAAGGACUCACACAAGACUAAAGUAGAGUUUGUAGUGUUUGCCUAUCCUUUGUACCAUGUUGCCAAACGUAUAGUGUGCUGUGACACCACAAAGCUUUAGAUAUUGUGCCUACAUCCAUCUGCUCCAUUCUGCACCAUGAUCCCAUGUGAUGCUGAGGACUGAGAAUAUGCAGCUGACAGCUGGCAAAACCUGCGCUAAACUUUUUUUUGCCCCCCCUCCCACAGAAACUGUCUUAAAUAAUAUCCAGAUUAAUACAAAGGCCUUCUGAAUGUGAUAUAAACAUCUGUGAAUUUCUUAGAACUCUAAAUACUAACAAACCUUUAAAAAGAAACCAGAUAAAUAGAGGAAAUUAUGCUUUUGGUAAAGGUAAACUUUUAUUUUUCUUAUUUAUACAAAGAAAAAAAUAAUCAUCAUCAUCAUCAUCAUUUGUCCCUGCAUAUAAAUUCGCCCUUGAGCUCGGAAUCAUAUCGUUAAUUUGUUAAAUCAACAUUAAAAUGAGUCGUGGAGAAACCACUGAUCCCCUUGACCUCAUGUGCAUUUAAUUUUCUCGCAGCUCUUCCCCUACCGGCGAUUACCCACGUGGGUCUCGUUAAUCUGACAGACGGCACAUGUUUACUGAUUUCUCUCAUGAAGGGAAUAGCCGUGCCAAGCCAGAGCCGUGCCACCAGAGGAGAACAUCAUCCCUCUCAUCCUUUCAGAGAACCCAAAGAAGGAGACAACAUUUUAAACGGAGGUUUUUAACGCGGAUAAGGAAGUAAACCCACGUUUUUGUUUCUACCCCACUUGAUCCUCUUCAAGUCAGAGGAAGUUAACUUUACCGGACAUCAGACAAUGGAAUGAUUUGUUUCCUGCGCUUUCUUUCAACCGACUGCACACAGUCACACACACAGCUUCCCCCGGCUCUGGGUGGCCAGAACCGGCUGCAACUUUGCCGAAAUGAUGCUCAACUUUUCCCACCGCUCAUUGCUCCCAGUUGUCGCAGUGGCUGUCCUUACAGCUGUUAAAGUUGCUGAAAGUCAGAAGGUUGCUGAAGACCUUGGGACAUCUUCCACCCCAUCUCCAGUUUAUCCCACCGUCAACUUUCAAGUCCUCAAUGUGGAUCACUUGUUUCUGAGGCAGGACAGUCCAGAGCCAUCAGGGAACACCCGCCUGAAGGCUCAGACUCAAACGUUUCUCAUCACUGGUCCAGGCGCUGGGCUCCUCCAACCAGCUGUCAACGCUUCAUACGGCCCCCUGACUGUAGAUGCCCCGAUACCUCCAGACCAGCUCCUCAGUGGCCCCACGAUCCUACCAGUCAUUUUGGUCCGCCAGGUUCGUUCCUCAGCCCCUAUUGUCAAAAUCCUCUUCCACAUGCCCACAGACAGUGACAUCACUGUUGGGCAAGCAAGGAUGGGGUCUGGAGAAGAUAAUGAGAGGAAAAGCGCUGGAGCCAAGGCAAAGGAUGGAGCUCACUGUGUGACGGCCUACGCCUUCUGGGAGAUGAGGGAAGUUCGUGGGGCAUGCCUGGUGUCUCCAGGUGGAUUCUGUGUGGCACAGCUGAAGCCAGAACCCGUCUGGUUCAGCUCUGCCAGUCGAUCGGGCAGCUCUAGCAGGGAAGCAGGAAGAACAGAAGGAAUUAAGGGGAUCCAGGGGAACCUUGUGGAGGUCUACUUCCAGAGUCGGAGGGAUCAGACAGGUCAAUGUACCCCACAGGAUAGCCUGCAACGUGUAGGAGUGGGAAGAGGAAGGGAUGCUGCGGGAUCAGGGACACCGAUGAGGCGGGUAGGAAGUGUGAAUCUGCUCCGAACUCCACCGGGGAACCCCACCUUUCUUCGACUGAGGCUGGGAGGCGCUGUGGUGAUUCAGACCUCUUCAAAGCCCCUGAAGACCACAGAUGUUGCAACUUUCUAUGUCUUCCUGGCUAGCACAUCUACCCUGGAAAAUUUCACUCUCAGGGCAACAGUAAAAACAGGCCUGACAUUCAGUGCAGCGCGACCCAGUGACUCGGCGCUGUGGGACAUCGUGGUGGAGCCUGGCAGAGGAGCGACUCCCAACACUGUCUCUGUUGUCUGUCAGAGGAAGGUUGCUGUCACUGCAAAGAGGGGUCUUCUGGAAGUUUUACAGCUGGACUUUGUGCCAAAAGAUGUUUUGGAGCAGACUGAGAGUCAGACGAUUUCCUGGCGCCUGGAGUUGCCGGGGAACAUCAAGGAUGUCGGCACUAUGCGGAUCUACACAACUCAGAAAGACUAUGUGGGGCUUGCACCUCUGGUCAUGAACACUGAUAUCUUGAAUACUGCAAUGCUGACAGGGAAAAUGGUGUCAGUCCCUGUGAAAACGCUGGCUGUGGAGGUCGAUGGCUCAGUCACAGAUGUGACCAACUUCACCAGCUGUAGAUCUACUGAGGAGGAUGUACUCAAGGUGUCGGAGCGAUGUGACUAUUUGUAUGUAAACGGGAAGGAGACGAGAGGAAAGAGCAGGGUUAUGCUCAACUUCACUUACGGGUUCCUGAGUGCCCAGCUGGAGAUGAGUGUAUGGAUACCCCGCCUGCCCUUGCUCAUUGAUGUGACGGACCCCGAGCUCAGCCAGAUCAAAGGCUGGAGGGUCCCUGUAACUACAGGCAACAGGAGGUCGACAUGGGACAGUGAGGAAGAGGAGGAGAUGAGGAAGGGCAGGGGUUGCAUGCUGCAGUACCAGCACUCUGCACUCAGGGUGCGUACACACUUCAUCGCCCAGGCUGAUGCUGAGGUGCUGCCUGACCCGCUAACUGGGGUAGAGCCUGUUGAGUACUUCAUGGGUCCUGAUUGGCAGGUGGAUGUGACCAAUCUUGUACGCCAUUCUCUGAAAGUGGCAGAUCCUGAUGUAGCCAGGGUGCAGGAUGGUGUGGUGCUGCAGGGACGUGCUGUGGGCACUACUACUGUACAGGUGCUGUCCCCUCUGACGUCGUUGGUCCUGGCUGAGAGGAGCAUCAGGGUGGUGGAUGAUAAAGUGAGUGUGACAGAGCUGGGGGUGCAGUUGGUUUCUGGACUCUCUCUGUCCCUGCAGCUCAGCUCAGGGAGCAACAAGGCUAUCGUCGCCACGGCAACCACACGGGAGAUGAUCACGCAGCUCAAACAGGAAGCAGUGGUCAGCUGCUGGGUUCAGUUCAGCGAUGGUGCAGUUGUUCCACUGGAGCUGUUUGACCGCAGUAUCUACUCCCUGACAGUCUCUACGCCAGAUGAGGGGGUGGCCACAGUCCGCCGCACCCCUCAGUCCACAUUUGUAGUAGCACAAGGUGAAGGUGAAGGCCGGGGGGUGCUGGUGAGAGUGGAGCUGAGGAUUUGCGAGGAAUGCCAGAAGUCCAAAAGGAAGAGCAAGUUGGCAGUGGGCACGGCGCUCCUCAGCAUCAACUUCCAAAGUAGCGCCAGGGUCUUAGCAGGAGGUGGUGGUGACGGGGUUGACACUGACAGAAAUGAUGAUGGUGGUGCAUCAGAAGUGGUAGGUGAGCUUAAAACAACAGUGACAGAUAUGGAUAAAUGGUUGUUCAGAACCACAGUACCAGACCAGAGAGAGACGAAGCUGGCAGAAACUACGACCUCAACCACAUUUUCAACAAAAUACAUGCAGCCACAGGGCUCGUGGAUUGGGGCUACAACCAAAUCUACAAGAGGUACCACAUAUACUGUCAUUUCCCCGACUGCCACUACAACUCUGAGCAAACCGAGCAUACCGGUAAAUACACCACUGAGCACGGCUAGACCUAUAGAUACAACAGUGGGUCUAGUUAGUCAAGGAGAAGGGCAGAAGAGAAGCUAUGGGAACAUGCUCGACAACCCUUAUUCCCCCUCCAACAAAGACAUUCCUAAAGCAGAAGUAACACCCAAGAAAGAGCCUCCUAAAUCCAAAACUCCAAAAGUAAUCGAGAGCGACCUCAUUAGGACAUUCAGAGCCAUGUCAGACUUGGAAAUUGGCAUGUAUGCCUUAGUGGGGGUCUCUUGUGUAGCUAUCUUGGCUUUUUUGCUCAACUGUGUUUCAUAUAACCUCUGUUUCCGGAAUCACAAGACCCCCAUACAGGCAGGCCCAGCACCCAGCGGGGACCCGAAGGAUCACAAGCAUGACUGGGUGUGGCUGGGGAGCAGCAAUCAUAACGCUCCCGCCCCAGGUGCCCCAGCUCAAGUGUCCACGCUAAAACGUGAGGCUCAUCGCCCUCUGGAGUCCCGUCACUCCAUGGACUCCAUUGGCCACCGCAGCAUGGAGAACACCCUGCCCUGUGUGAGUGGCACCGCUGUCCCUGAAAGAACUGCCACCUUGGGCCGCAGCAGGACCAGCUCCCAGCAGCAGCAGUUUCAGGGAAAGGCAAUCGACCCCAUGGCGAACCGUUCAGCCACCUUGCUGGCCAGGCCACAUCGCAGCGAGCCGCUUCAUUCCCCUACCAGUAAGCGGAACCAGGUCCAGUUCACCACCUUCACUACACUCGACAUCAAGCAUUUGGCUGCACUAAAGAAGAAUGGUGUGGACUUAAACUGGGCCAACCAGCAGGCGCAGCAACACCAUGCCCCUGCAGAGCCCCAGACACCUUUACCUGAGAUGCCGUGGCCUGUAGUCAAACCUCUGGGAGAGCCCCAGUGAGUUUGUCGGGGUGUGUGUGUGUGUGUGUGUGUGUGUGUGUGUGUGUGUGUGUGUGUGUGUGUGUGUGUGUGUGAGUAUGAGUGAGUAAGAGAGAGAGGUAAAACAAGUGUAAUCUGGUGUAGAAUGACUAAAAGAAAAGCAGCUGGCUUUAGUUUUUUUUUUUUUGAUAAAAGAUGAAUCACUUUAGGUGAUGUGUUUAUUGAGAUUAGAUAAAGGACAUUUUAUAUUAAAAAGUAUGUGCUCAGUGAAAGCCUGUAAAUAGAUUAUGUAAUGGUGUACCCAUGAAGAGCAACAUGAGAGAUACUGUGUUAAUUUUUUUGAGAUUCAAAGCGAUUAGCAUGACUUUAUCCUCUAAAUGCAAGAUUCUUGUAUUUGAAAGUGUGCUAUCCAGAUCUGAUGUUGUAAAUAUACAUAUAUCUAUACUAAUACUUAUUUCUACAUUUGAAAGCAAAUGCAUUUUCAUUUCCUUUUUCUUUUGUACAAUUCUGUUGCUCCUGUAGAAACGGCUCCACAUAUUGCUAGUUGUCAGGGUAAAUGCAGUACGGGAGGGAUUAUUUCUUGUAAGUAAUUCUAUUCUUUUCCAGCCUUUUGUACUUUUUUUUUUCUAGGAUUCCUCCAGUGAAUACCUGAAGAGUCUGUGCAAUUUGUCAGAGAAUAUGCAACAUUUAUCAAGUUAUUUUGAGCAAUCUGUCACUGUAGUCUUCACUGGAUAUUUAUUCAAAUCAAAUGCAUGCUAUGCAAAUAUAGUCUGUGCAGAGUUUGAAGUGGACAUUGUUUCUGAAUUUUUCAACUAACUUACCUUGGGCUUCAGGCGUCUCCUGUGGGCCUGGUUCUACAAUUUGUAAAAAUGUCUAAUCUUGGUCUCUUGACACAGCGAAUACAUAUUCAACUAUAUUCAAGAUUUUUCAUCUGUGAAGAAAAAUGAUGAUGCCUUUUCUAUGUAACAUCCUCUUAUUUUUAAACCAAAAUGUGACGUGUAUUUCCUAUGAGAUCCUAUCAAUAAAGAACAAAUGGAUACAUUUGUCAUAGUUUAA
Dicentrarchus labrax (European seabass) is the source of this 6262-nucleotide messenger RNA. Its product is annotated as transmembrane protein 132D-like. Lineage: Eukaryota; Metazoa; Chordata; Actinopteri; Moronidae. The record is from RefSeq and is a predicted model, not a curated record. The transcript is spliced from 10 exons. The coding region runs from base 1581 to 5228 and encodes 1215 amino acids.